Aspergillus costaricaensis CBS 115574 is the source of this 558-nucleotide messenger RNA. RefSeq names its product GFA family protein. Gene Ontology annotation, molecular function: carbon-sulfur lyase activity. The coding region runs from base 112 to 558 and encodes 148 amino acids. The record is from RefSeq and is a predicted model, not a curated record. The transcript is spliced from 3 exons. Lineage: Eukaryota; Fungi; Ascomycota; Eurotiomycetes; Eurotiales; Aspergillaceae.
CUUCGAUCAGAUAUAGGCUGAAUAUGCGCAUAUUGAGCCAUUAAUAUGGGAUGAUUCAAAUGUGAUAUAGACCGGGGCAUUGACUGCAUUUGUAACAGACUGUCUGACACCAUGCCCGUCGACGAAAAUGCACAAUGUUCGACAUACACGGGGAGGUGCCUAUGCAAAGGAGUCGGAUUUACAGUGAAAGGCAAUCCAAAUGCAGUUUUCUGCUGCUAUUGCGGUGAUUGUGCUCUCGGAGCUGGGGGGCCUUGUCAGAUCACUGCAACAUACUUCACACCGAACUUCACACUUUACGAUCCAGAGGGGCUUGCCAAACGCUACAUCGUCAAUAAUACCCUGAGUGGACGCCAGAAAGUCAAAUGUUUCUGCAGCGGCUGCGGGUGCACUAUAUACACAAUCCCAGCGACUAAUGGGGAAGAGGAGAUAGUUGUAAGGACAGCUCUGAUCAAAAAUGGCCUGGAAUUGUUUAAGCCUACGAUCGAGUGCUAUGUGAGAAACCGACCGAGCUAUUUCUCUGCUACCACGACGGGUAAGCAGUAUGACCUUAUGCCUUGA